Didymodactylos carnosus is the source of this 555-nucleotide messenger RNA. The record is from the annotation of a GenBank genome assembly. NCBI's taxonomy places the organism in Eukaryota, Metazoa, Rotifera, Eurotatoria, Philodinida, Philodinidae.
AUGGAUAUUGUCAUCACAGCAUUUGGUGAAUUUAUUUGGAUAUCCGCAUGUGGCAUUAUUAAUUUUUGUGUUAGUUCGGGUAUUAGUUGUUUAGUUAUAUUUGUUAGUUUAUUGUGUGCCAUCGGCACAUCGGCAUUUUAUCGUUGGACAUUAAUGCGAGAGAAAAGAGAUCAACUUCUAUUGGAAAAUCAAAUAAAAAUUUCAGAUAUGGAAGAACCGCCAAUUGAAGAACAACAAGUAGAAGAACAAACUAAUAAUGAACCAAUAGUUAAUGCUGACAAUAAAGAAUUGCUUGAUGAAGAAAAUAAUGAUAAUGAAAUAGUCUCAGUUGACGAUAUACAAAUAAAUGAAUCAGACACAACAUCGGAUGUUAUUAUUGAUACAAUUGAAGGAACAGAAGAAGAAAUUCGACAAAAACAACUUGAAAAUAUCUGUCGCUUAUUAAACGAACAAAAUUUAACAUCAAAUUGGUCAACAAUUGAUUUUCUAGAUCAGUUAAGAAUGUACGGUCUACAUGACGGAUUUGAACCAUCAGACGACGAGUUAGCCGUUUAA